Molecule: messenger RNA, 7973 nt
Organism: Zonotrichia albicollis (white-throated sparrow)
Lineage: Eukaryota; Metazoa; Chordata; Aves; Passeriformes; Passerellidae
Source: RefSeq, a predicted model, not a curated record
AAGUUCUUUGUGUUCCACAGAAUCUGUCUAUGACCUUCUCCCAAAGGAGCUGCAGUUACCACCUUCCAGAGAAACAUCCAUAGCAUCCAUGAGCCAAACAAGCGGUGGUGAGGCCGGUUCGCCGCCUCCAGCUGUAGUUGCUGCUGAUGCUUCUUCAGCUCCCUCCUCUUCCUCCAUGGGCGGUGCUUGCAGCUCCUUUACCACCUCUUCCAGCCCUACCAUUUACUCUACCUCAGUCACCGACAGCAAGGCUAUGCAAGUGGAGAGCUGCUCCGCGGCCGUGGGGGUAAGUAGCCGAGGGGUAAGUGAGCAGCAGCUUCCCGGUACCGCAGCCCCGCCGCCGGCGGCCACGCCGAAGCGCCACACUGUCCUCUACAUCUCGCCACCUCCCGAGGACUUGCUGGACAACAGCCGGAUGUCCUGCCAGGAUGAGGGCUGUGGAUUGGAGUCAGAGCAGAGCUGCAGUAUGUGGAUGGAGGAUUCACCCUCCAACUUCAGUAACAUGAGUACCAGUUCCUACAAUGAUAACACUGAGGUGCCACGUAAAUCGCGCAAGCGCAACCCAAAGCAGAGGCCAGGGAUCAAACGCCGAGAUUGCGAAGAGUCCAACAUGGAUAUCUUUGAUGCCGACAGUGCCAAAGCGCCUCACUAUGUCCUUUCUCAGCUCAGCACGGACAGCAAAAGCAACUCAAAAGCAGGAAAUGGAGCACCAGAGAACCAGAAGGGAGCUGGAGGGAAGAAGACCCCAAUGUUGUGUGGUCAGUACCCGACCAAGAGUGAGGGGAAGGAGCUGAAGAUCAUGGUGCAGCCGGAGACCCAGCACAGGGCUCGGUACCUGACCGAGGGCAGCCGGGGCUCCGUCAAGGACCGGACGCAGCAGGGCUUUCCCACCGUCAAGCUGGAAGGCCACAACGAGCCCGUGGUGCUGCAGGUGUUCGUGGGCAACGACUCGGGGCGCGUGAAGCCACACGGCUUCUACCAGGCCUGCCGGGUGACGGGCAGGAACACCACGCCCUGCAAGGAGGUGGACAUCGAGGGCACCACCGUCAUCGAGGUGGGGCUGGACCCGAGCAACAACAUGACCCUGGCGGUGGAUUGUGUGGGAAUCCUGAAGCUGAGGAACGCUGAUGUGGAAGCCAGGAUAGGGAUUGCGGGCUCCAAGAAGAAGAGCACCCGCGCCCGGCUCGUCUUUCGCGUCAACAUCACGCGCAAGGACGGCUCCACGCUGACCCUGCAGACGCCCUCCUCCCCAAUUCUGUGCACUCAGCCAGCAGGAGUCCCAGAGAUCCUAAAGAAAAGUCUCCACAGCUGUUCAGUGAAGGGUGAAGAGGAAGUUUUUCUGAUUGGCAAGAACUUCCUAAAGGGAACAAAAGUGAUUUUCCAAGAGAAUGUUUCCGAUGAGAAUUCUUGGAAGGCAGAAGCUGAAAUUGACAUGGAAUUAUUUCAUCAGAAUCACCUUAUUGUGAAGGUGCCACCAUAUCACGACCAGCAAAUCACCUCAGCUGUCUCAGUGGGGAUUUACGUGGUGACCAACGCUGGCAGAUCUCACGACGUGCAGCCCUUCACCUACACUCCAGAGCCAGCUGGGACUCUGAAUGUUAAUGUGAAGAAGGAAAUCUCCAGCCCAGCCCAACAUUGUUCUUUUGAAGAGGCUAUAAAAGCAGUGAAGGCCACGGGCUGUAACCUGGAGAAGGUGAACAUUCUUCCUAGUGCCUUGAUAACUCCACUCAUGCCAAGCAGUAUGAUCAAGAACGAAGAUGUGGCUCCAAUGGAAGCUUCGAAUGUGGUUGGACCAACUCAGCAAACAUUGGAAAACAGCAUGUCCGGCAUAUCAACUUCUGCUUCCCAUUUACCUUCUGAAGGCGAAAACCAGCAGCAGCUGCAGCCCAAGGUGUUCAACGCGGAGCCCCUGAGCACCAUCCAGCCGCAGGACAUUUCUCAGCCGGGCAGCAUUCUGCAGAGCAGCGAUGCCCUGCUGCAGCAGGCGGCGCAGUUCCCGGGCAGGGAGGCGCAGCCCCGCGAGGUGCUGCAGUCGGACGGCACCGUGGUGGCUCUGUCCCAGCUGGCUGAGGCCUCGCAGCAGCAGCCGCAGCCCACGCUCGCGGAGCCGGCCCAGGCCCUGCAGCAGCAGAUCUCCUCGAGCAUCUUCUCGUCGGCCAGCGGCGUCAGUCAGCUCCAGAACACCAUCCAGCAGCUCCAGGCUGGGAACUUCCCCACCAACACCGCCACGGGCAGCAGCAGGAACGUCGACUUGGUGCAGCAGGUUCUGGAAGCUCAGCAGCAGUUAUCUUCCGUUCUGUUUUCGGGCUCAGACAGCAGCGAGGAUGUCCAGGAUCAGCUGAACGCAGACAUCUUUCAGCAGGUCAGCCAGAUACAGAGCAGCGUGAACCCCGGGAUGUUUUCCUCCUCGGACACAGCUGUCCAUUCCAGAGCAGAGAACCUUUUGCCUGGCCGAGCUGAGAGCGUCCACCCGCAGCCCGAGGGUGCCCUGUCCAGCCAGCAGCAGCAGCAGCAGCAGCAGCAGGCCAUGGAGACCUCGGCGGCCAUGGUGAUGGGCAUGCAGCAGAACAUGUGCCAGGCGGCCACGCAGAUGCAGUCGGAGCUGUUCUCGUCCAGCACGGCGGGGAACGGGGCCCUGCAGCAGUCCCCGGUGUACCAGCAGGCGUCGCACAUGAUGGGCGGCCUGUCCGGCAGCGAGGACAUGCAGAUGCAGUGCGAGCUGUUCUCCUCGUCCCCGGGCGUGGCUGGCGGCGAGGCGGCCGCCCCCGCGCAGCAGCCCGUGUCCAGCAGCGGGGCUGCCAUGUUCCAGCCCAGCAGCUCUGCGGAGGGAGAGGAGGCCUCGGGCCAGGGCAAACAGAUGCAGAGCUCUGUGUUCCAGACCAUGGUUCAGAUGCAGCACGGCGGGGAAAGUCAGUCCCAGGUUAAUCUCUUCUCGUCCACCAAGACCAUGAUGAGUGUCCAGGCCAGUGGGACUCAGCAGCAGGGCGGGGCUCUGUUCCAGCAAGGUGGAGAAAUGAUGUCCAUUCAGUCGGGAAGCUUCAUCCAGCAAUCCCCACACUCGCAAGCUCAGCUUUUCCACUCUCAGAACCCUAUUGGUGACACUCAGAAUAUAUCCCAGGAAACGCAAGGAUCCCUUUUUCAUAGCUCAAAUUCCAUUGUCCACAACCAGACCAACACUAAUUCCUCUGACCAACUGCAGCCCCCCAUGUUCCACUCACAGAAUGCCAUGGGUGUCUUGCAGAGCUCCUCGGUGCCUCAAGACCAGCAGUCUGCCAACAUGUUCCUUUCCCAGAGUUCCAUGAGCAACCCUGCCACUCAGGAGGAGCAGAUGUCGUUCUUCACAAGCCCAAACCCCAUUUCUCCUCUUCAGACAGCAACAAACACUGAACAGCAGACUUCUUUCCAGCAGCAGACGCAGAUCUCUCAUAUGCAGAGCUCCAUGCUUCCCCAGGAGCAGCCCCAGGCUCAGCCAGCUCAGCAGGGUUUGUUUCAGUCCCAGGUGUCGUUGGGCUCCAUCCAGUCCAGCUCCAUCCCUCAGAACCAACAAGGAGCCAUCUUCCAGCCUCAGCAUUCGAUUGUUGCCAUCCAGAGCAGCCCUCCCUCUCAGGAGCAGCAGCAGCAGCAGCAGCAGAACAUGAUGUUCAGCAAUCAAAAUGCAAUGAGUACAAUGGCCCCCCAAAAGCAGAACAUGAUUUUCAAUCCAAACCAAAACCCAGUCACCAAUCAGGAGCAACAAGGCCAGUCCAUUUUUCAUCCACAGUCCAACAUGGCCUCGAUGAAUCAGGAGCAGCAGCCCAUGCAAUUCCAGAGUCAGACCACAGUGUCUUCUCUCCAGAACCCUGGCUCCAGCCAGGCUGAAGCACAGCAGCCAGCCAUCUUCCAUAACUCGCCCCAGAUUCAGCUGGUCCAAGGGUCCCCAAGUUCUCAAGAGCAACAAGUCACCCUGUUCAUCUCGUCAGCUUCCAUGUCUGCCCUGCAGAACAGCAUGAGCCAGCCGGAGCUGCAGCAGUCCCCCAUGUACUCCUCCCAGAACAGCAUGGCAGGAAUGCCAGGAACUGCUUCUCCUCCCCAGCAGCAGGCUCCUCUGUUCCACAACACGGCGGGAGGGGCCAUCAACCAGCUGCAGAACUCCCCUGCCUCGUCCCAGCAGACCUCGGGGAUAUUCCUGUUCGGCAUCCAGAACACCCCGCUGCCCCCGGCCAUGGCCGCCAACCAGAACAUGGAGAAGAUCGACGACCUGCUCGUGUCCUUGCAGAACCAGGGCAACAACAUGGCUGGCUCCUUCUAACGAGGCAAGUGAAAUUCCGUGGAGAAAAAAAAGCGACGAUUUCCCAGAUCCUCUCAGACCUUCCAACUCUGGAUUAGGCUGCGUGGAACCAAUUGCUUCUGUGGAAAAGUGGCCUCUUUAAGAGCACAGCGUGGCCAGUGGCAGACCUGAGGCCAUGACCAUGGAGUUUGGGCUCCACAGUGCCAAUAAUGCUGAGGAGUUAUGCUUUGUGUUACUGGGGCGUGGGGUUGGGCUGUUACCAGGUUCAUGAACCUCAUUACAGUGGGGGCUCUUGGAAUUUAAAGCAUAUCUGGUCAGUUAUUAUUGUUGUUGGAAGGUAAUCCAUGUUACCACGUUUACUUUUUCCCUGCUAUUCCUUCCUCCCAUCCCUUUUUCCCCUUGGGAAGCUCGUGCAGCAGGAGCAGCAGCUGCCAGUCAGAGCAGGGAUCUCUCCACUGACACGGAGUGGGAGAGCCAGGCCCUCCCUUCAUCAAUUGCAAGUAUUGCUAACUGUAAUAACAAGCAGAGAAUUGCUGCUGUAAAUAACCAGUUCCCAUCUCAGAAUGGGAUUAACGGUUUUCCACGUCUGUGGAAGCUGGAGUUACGUGGAGCUGUACAUAGAGCAAGGGUUUGGUUGGUGGCUCUACAAAAUGAAGAAAGGAAGGGGAACUUCCAGCUGAUGUUAAAAUCUUCUCUAAAACACCUUCAGCUUGAAAAGAACAUUCUGUGUGGCUGAGGAAGGGGCUCCUCUGUGUCUCUCCUUCUGACUGAUGGGUUGGAGCUCUGUGAAGCCUCAUGAGCUGUUCCCAAACCAGCCUUCUCCCUUUUAUUCUUUCCAUGGUUUUCCCUCGCUCCCUCAGUUUUGUAUUUUGUUUUUUUAAAAAAAGACAUAAAUAUCCUACUGGAUUUAAAGCUAAAGAAAAAGCUUUUAGGAAUCCUUGGCAGUAAAUUGCUUAGUCAGUAGAAGCUUUGACAAAUAAUCAAGGAGUAAGGAGAGAGGAAGCAAUUUCUCCACCACCUUGUAAUUGUAGGAAUCCCCCUUAACCCGCCACUUCCAGCUGUGACUGAUGGAAAUCUUCAGCUUGGCUUUACUCCAAGUAGGGGGCAAAUUGCAUCAUUUUUAAGCCUUCUUAAAAGGUCACUUCAUCCCGAGCUGUUGCAUCCUUGUAGCACAUGAGCUCAUCGCAGUUCUGAAGUGAUUUUUCCUUUUUCUACCACCGAGCCCCAAGUCUGGUUUCUAGAUUGUCAUGUUUAAUUAAGGAAUAAAUCAUCGACCGAUGUUACCGAAUGUAAAAUCAACCCACUCCAGACCAUGCCAGGCGUAUUGUGAGGCUUGUGGAUUUUUUGGGUGCUUCAACUCUCCAGACCGUGUGUGAUCUCUCCCUACGGCCUCGUGAGAUCCGUGUGCUCCCGCGGCGCCCGUUCCGCCUCGGUGGAGUGUAGCUGGUAUCACGUCAUUCUUCAUUUUUGUUAUUUGAAAUAACAAAGGAACAGUCUGUAAAUGGUUUUUUUUUUUUAAGUUCCUCGAGUCUGUUUACUGUGUGUUUUCCCUUUAACUCGUGUGCGUAGUUGAGCCGUGUAGUUUUCCUUGGUUUUUCCUGGAUUUCCCCGUUUGUUGGUCUGUCCCACGUUCACUUUCUCUUUCUGUCUCUCUCUUUCUCUCUCUCAUUGAGAGGCAUUGAAUUACGUUUUCAGUAGUAAGGCUUCUUGCCGAUAUGAAGGGAACUUUUCAGAAAGAGACCUGCUCUGGGUCAUUUAAUUUUGAAUACAGUUUUCAAUCGUUCAAGUUUUGGAUGGUUUAUAUCUAAUGUGUGUUUCAUUUUUUUGGAAAGCUAUAUUUUGUAUUUAGGAAAUGGUAUAACUAUUUUGCUAUUUGUACUGAGUGAGUACAUUGGCAUAAAUAUAAAAAUUUAUAUAUAUACAUAUAUAUAAAAUAUUCUUUUUGCCACACAUUUUUGUGGUAAAUUUGUGAGUUUGUCUGAUGUUCUACCACAACGUGGCGUCUGAUAACAGUGGGGUGGGGUGGGGUUUGUUAUGUCUUUAUUGAGUAUUUAAGUACUUUUUGCAACAUAAAUAACGUGUUCAUCUCUCGCCAUUCCAUCAGGCAGUGUUGGUCCAGCUGGCCACGAGAAGCUUCGCUCUGUGUUUGGUGUGUCCCUCACUCACAGCCUAGCCAGGAAACCCAGAGGCAUUUAGGAUUAUAUAAAAUAUGAAAUAUUGGGGUUUCCCUCAGAAUGAGCCAUUCAGCUUUUCUCCACUCUCAUUGCCUAUUUAAUAUUUUAUUAUUAGCGCCUCUGUGUUUUAACUCCUAAUUUAUGAUUAUGCUCAAAUGUUGGAAAUUUUAAUCAGGACAGAAAGAAUUCCCCGCUGCAUCAUGUCCAGAGCUGCUUUAACCCCAACCCAGACUUCUUCUUUCUGUAUUUCAUUUUUUUUCCCCUGCUAAGACAAAACAUUACCAACAUCUUGUAAUGGUUCACAAGACGAAAGCAGCAGCCCCAGCAGUGCCCAGCUGCUGUGUGGGGCUGCUCAGGCUGAGAACAGCGGACCCAACAACGUCCAGAGGGCCGUGGAAGUCCAUAGGCACUCGCUGGGGAAGGAACUGGUGGUGUUUGCAGGAUGUGUGUCCCAGGGUGAGCUGUUGGGACACGGAAGGAGUGACAGGAACGAUGGAUUCGCUCGCGCUGCUUCGGUUUGCUCCUUGUUCCCAAGGGCUCUAUCCGUUUGUGGGUCAGUGCCAAGUCACCAGGGACCAAUUCUGCGUGGAACAGGAUGAGUGCCCAGAAGAGAACCUCGUCCCAAGCCUGCCACAGCUCCAGGGAAAAAGGGUAUGUUUGAAUUGUGGGCGUGUUUGAGGUCACUCGUGAAGAGAAGAGGGAAAAAAACAUACACAAAAAACCAACCAAGGGCUGUGCUAUCCCAGUUUUCCCUUCUGGAAACACCUUCCUUUCCUCGUGUUAAAUUUUCCUGUUCAUUUUAGGUCAAUGUUUAAAUGUACAACACUUUGAACAUGUGAUUUGGUUCCAAGAAGUAUUUGUGUGACUGAAGAGGUCGCUCAGCGGUUGGCGCGUGCUCGGCUCUGGGCUGCAGGGGUUGGAGCAGGAGAGAGGAGCUCGGGACAGGCUGCAGGGUGUCCUGGCAGGGAGCAGAGCCUGAGCACGGCUGGCUCUGACCACGGCCCUGAACGUUCAGUUCUGAGCAUUGGGGUUGGGCAGCAGAGCUUCUCUGUGUGCCAUCGUGUCCCCUCAGGCCCUUUGUGUGGCACAGAGGACCCCGAGGUGCCAGGCUGUCGGCCCAGCAUCCCUGGGGUCCCAGAGCACCCGUUUGUGGGCACAGGUGAGGGCUGAGGGAGAUGGAGCUGCCAACCCCCCCACAUCCCCUCAGCUUUUACCCUGAGCGUGCCCAGAGCCCGCCCAGACACCACAGAGCCACGCUCGGUGCAGUUGGAGCUGAACAUCUCCCCUGGCAGAGCCACUGGUGCUUUGUGCUUAAUUAACAGCAGCUUUGGUAUUAAUUGCCUCCUCACUGCCUGGUCUUGCUGCAAGCCAAACGCUUUGCUCUUAUUUUAACACAAAUCUAGUUCAAGAAAUAAUUCCAGGCUGGCUGUUCUGAAGUGGGUGUCCCCUCUCUGAUCAGUGAUGAUGAUUUCUUCUGAUCACUGACAGGGUGGCUGCUUCCAUGUGGUUUUGAGAUAAAACAAGGCACGAGC